Molecule: messenger RNA, 778 nt
Organism: Nicotiana tabacum (common tobacco)
Lineage: Eukaryota; Viridiplantae; Streptophyta; Magnoliopsida; Solanales; Solanaceae
Product: large ribosomal subunit protein eL14y
Biological process (GO): ribosomal large subunit biogenesis; translation
Cellular component (GO): cytosolic large ribosomal subunit; ribosome
Molecular function (GO): structural constituent of ribosome; RNA binding
Source: RefSeq, a predicted model, not a curated record
GAUACAGAAAAACCUAGUACUAUAUCAUCUUCUCGAAAACCCUAAUACUCACUCGACAUCACGCACAAUUAGCCUCACUCUUCGCCCCUGGUCAGCUGCUUCCUCAAAUCGUCGAAAAUGCCGUUCAAGAGGUUCGUGGAAAUCGGAAGAGUCGCCCUUGUCAACUACGGGGAGGACUAUGGGAAUCUCGUUGUUAUCGUCGAUGUCAUUGACCAAAAUAGGGCGCUUGUUGAUGCUCCUGGCAUGGUGAGGAGCCAGAUUAACUUUAAGAGGCUUUCACUCACAGAUAUCAAAAUUGACAUCAAAAGGAUUCCAAAGAAGAAGACCCUCGUUGCUGCUAUGGAGGCUGCUGACGUGAAGAGCAAAUGGGAGAGCAGUUCCUGGGGAAGAAAGUUGAUAGUUCAGAAGAGGAGGGCAUCGCUUAAUGAUUUUGACAGGUUCAAGCUCAUGCUGGCAAAGAUAAAGAAGGCUGGAGUUGUAAGGCAGGAGCUUGCUAAGCUUAAGAAGGAGGCUGCUUAGGAACUCUUUGAUUAGUGAGAUUUGUAUGAUAGGAGUUUUGAAAGUUGUUUGUGUUUUGCUUUUAGAUUUUGGUUCAUUACUGGUAAGUCUUUUGGUUUUAUUUGAAUUAUGAUGGUGAACAUCCUCUUCCCAAAGUUUCAAGGAUUACCUUCGCAGACACUUUCAUAUUGUCACUCAGUAUGUUUUGGUUUCAUGCUAGUGAUCUCACUCGAGUGAUGAAUCAUUUUAGGUAAUGAGAAUUUGCUCAAAAAUUUUAUUA